AUGAGCUCCUCACCGCCGCAGAAACCUACCAGCCGACUCUGCGACGCGGUACCUACUUCUCCCUGCCGGAAUGGUUCAACCCCGGACUUCGAGCCGUACGGGUAUGCCCAGCUGCCGGGCAAUACCUCCACCAACUGGCCUGGGAUCAUCGCACGGAAUCCCUACACGGGGCUUAACGAGCCCUACACAGGCCACAUCCCCGUGGUUGACUUUAUAGCUGACCUCAUGGUCCUGCAAAUGGAGAUCCUAGCCUACCAGUACUCCACAGACAUCAUGUGGUGCAACUGUGGUGCCGCAAACGGGACCGCCCCUUUCGCCGCAACCUGGCGGAAUCACGCCCGCGCCCAAAAUCGACAGGUGACGAUCAACUCUCGCUGCGGCAUCGCGGAGGUCGCCGACUUCGACACGCCCGAGUACACAGCGUUCUCUUCCGUGCAGCGCCGCGAGUGGGAGUCCAACCAGGGCAUGGAUCCAUACAGCUACGGCUACAACCGCGCGACGGCAAGAGACUCGUACAUGAACGCGACGAUCAUCGUACACGACCUCGUAGACAUGGUGAGCAAGAAUGGGAAUUUCCUACUCGACAUCGGGCCACGAGCGAAUGGGAGCAUCGUCGAUGUGGAGGCGAGGAAUCUUCGGCUUGCUGGGGAGUGGAUUCAUGCGCAUGCUGAGGCCAUUUUCAACACGACGUAUUGGUUUGUGAUGUCUGAGAUAGCGGACGAAGGUGUGCGGUUUACGCAGACGGAUGAUGCGUUCUAUAUUUUGUUUCUGAAGAAGCCCGGGCCGGUGUUGUAUAUCGAUGCGCUGUUGCCUCUGCUGGAGGGGGGCAUGGUGACGGUCAUCGGAGGGAAAAUUGAUGUGCCUGUAUUAUGGGAGAAAGGACAAGCAGGCUCCCCUGCUUCUGGAUUCACCUUCUACGUCCCCGAGGCAUUAUGGGAGACAGCAGUAUUGCUGGGUUCUGAAGAUUCUGUACCUGGCUAA
This is a messenger RNA of Monascus purpureus, 981 nucleotides long. Lineage: Eukaryota; Fungi; Ascomycota; Eurotiomycetes; Eurotiales; Aspergillaceae. The record is from the annotation of a GenBank genome assembly.